Molecule: messenger RNA, 2884 nt
Organism: Tilletiopsis washingtonensis
Lineage: Eukaryota; Fungi; Basidiomycota; Exobasidiomycetes; Entylomatales
Product: exocyst complex component Sec10
Exons: 10
Biological process (GO): Golgi to plasma membrane transport; exocytosis
Cellular component (GO): cytoplasm; exocyst
Source: RefSeq, a predicted model, not a curated record
AUGGACGUGCCCGAGCUGGCACGCACCGCCUCGCCGCGCCCGCGCGGCCACCGCCCGGCACCCGUGCUGCCCGGCGGCGCGGCGGCGCCGGUCUCGUCGCCGCCGCCGCCGCAGCCGCCGCAGUCGGGCCUCUUCCACGAUGCGGCGCUCGACGAUGUGUGCCGCAUGCAGACGUUUGAGAACCAGGCGUUUGCGACGCGCGACUUUAUGGCGGCGAUGAGCGAGCGCCUCAUCAGCCGCAGCAAGGCGGACCCGGGACCGUUCAACCCGCGCCCCUUUAUCCGGCAGUUCGAAUCGUCCGUCGAUCGCCUGCUCGCCCUGCGCGCCACCCUCACCGCGCAGGAGUCGGCCGAGGCGUCGGCGGUGCGUGUCUCCGAGUCGGCGUACGCGUCCAAGCUGCGCGACCUCUCGUCCAACUUUGCCAGCGUCGAGUCGUCCUUCGCCGGCCUCGAGGAGCGCUUCACCGACGUCGGGCGCACGGCGCUGCAGACCGGCGAGCAGCUGCAGACCGUCGACCGCCUCAAGACGCGCGCUGCCGAGGCGAGCGACCUCAUCGAGUACUACUACCAGUUCGCCCGCGGCGACACGGCGCGCCUCGACCGCCUGCGCAAGGAGGGCGGCCGUGAGGGGCGCCUGCGCACUGCCGUGAUCGCACGGCGCCUGGCGGCCAUCGCGCGGGAGGUAGACAUGCCCGGCGCCGAGCAGACGCGCGACACCAUCGAUGCGUUUGCGGAGCGCUUCGAGCGCGACAUGCUCAAGCUCUUUGACAAGUUCUACCGCAAGUCGGAUCCCAAGAUGAUGUCGCACAUUGCCAAGGUGCUGCAGAACUUCAACGGCGGCCACAGCUGCGUGCAGAUCUACGUCAAUCAGCACGACUUUUUCAUCUCAAAGGACCGUAUUGGCGGGCGCGAGGGCGUCGCGACGAGUCCGAUAUGGAAGAGCCUCACCGAUCCCGAUGCGCCGCCGCCGCGGACUGAAAAGGGCCUCGACGAGCUCUUUACGGAGAUCCGCCAGACGGUCGAGAUCGAGGCGCAGAUCAUCGGCGCCGUCUUUCCGUCGCCGCUGCUCGUUAUGACGACGUUCCUGCAGCGCGUCUUUGCGCAGAGUGUGCAGGCCUACGUCGAGGUGCUCAUGGACAAGGCGUCCGAGGUCGGCGCGGCGAGCAGCGGGCGCGAUGCGGCGGGCACAGGUGGCGAUGCCGGGCCUGGCGCAAGCAGCCUCGCGUUCCUGCGCACGCUGCACUUGGCGCGCACCAUGGCUCUCUCGCUGGUGGCUGAGCUGAAGAUGUACGACUUCCGCUCGAGCGGCACUGCUGCCGCCGCGAAGAGCGCCUUCAGCCUGCACGAGACAGGCAGGCUUCUCGGCGGCUCGACUACGCUCGACGCGCUGGGCUCGGCCGCCCACGCCAGCAGCGGGAGUGCGCUUGGCGGCAUGCUGGAUCAGGCCGUGGAGGAGCUCUUUGUGCCGUAUAUGGAGGGGGUCAAGUACGUCGACCGCGAGGGCAGAUCGCUCACGGACCUGUACGCGGCGUACUUGCUGCCCUUCUCGAACUACCACCGCGCCACGCAUCAAGUCAAGACGUCCACCAUCUUCGACCGCGUCCGGGCACAGGUUCAAGCGGCUUCGAUUGCUGGUGGCAGCGCCGGGGCUGGCGCAGCAGCGGCGCCUGUUCCGGCCAAGACGUCGGGCUUUGGCUUCAGCAAGCUGUCUGGCUUCGUCGACCGCGCCCGCGGAGGCACCACUGCGGCACCCGCUGCGGUGCCAGCCGCGCUGGGGCAAGACGCGGCUGCGGCGGUCGCUGGUGUCGAGGGCGAGCAGGUCGAGGAGAGCGACGGCGAGCUGAGUCUGGAGGUGGCCGAACGCAUGCUGCGCUGGCACGCGGAAGCCAUUGGUCGUUGCGUCGACCUGAGCACCUCCUCGGAAGUCCCGAAGAACGCGUUUGCGCUUCUCAAGGUCCUCGCUGAAGCCUUCAUCAAGUCGUACCUCGAGACUGCCCUCGCCUCGGCGCAGAAGCUCGUCGACUCGCAGGACGUGCGCGGCGCCACGCUGCAGGACAUCAGCCCGCUGGGCGAGGUGCGGCAGGUCGAGCUGAUCGUGCAGCUGUGGCAGCACUACGUGACGACCGCGCUGCUGCCGCUUGCCGGCUCGAGUGUCACGGUGCGCCGCGAGAUGGCCAUCUACAACAACCACUCGCUCCUGCGUGUCGAGGGCAAGUGCGAUGCGAUCUUGCAGAAGGCCACCGACAACAUCGUCGCCUAUCUGGCUGCUCGCCUGGCCACACAGAAGCGCAACGACUAUGCGCCCAAGAACGACGAGCUUGCCUUUGCGCGCAUCAACACGGAUCCGUGCGUCUCGUGCUGCGAGGCACUCGAAAAGGUGCAGUCGGUUGCGCGGGCGACCAACGGGCUUGGCGGCGGCAAGAAUGCCGAGGCAUUCCUGACCGAGGUCGGCGUCACGUUUCACGGACUGCUGCUCGAGCACCUCAAGAAGCACACGGUCAGCGCCGCCGGCGGCAUCAUGCUGGGCCAAGACCUGUCCGCCUACCAAAACGUGAUCAGCACCUUUGGCAUCCCAGCGCUGUCGGACCGCUUCGACAUGCUGCGCCAGCUCGGCAACCUCUUCAUCGUGCAGCCGGCCGUGCUGAAGUCGUACAUGCGCGAGGCACACCUGGCGCGCAUCGACGAGCGCCUGCUGCGUCCUUACCUGCUGCGCCGCAGCGAUUACAAGGUGCGUGGCCCGGCCCGAUCAGAAGGCACCGCAUCUGACGCAGCAGACUCGCCCGCCAGGAUGUGCGCGAUCUCGACGUCGCCGACCUGGCGUCGCCGGCGGGCGCGGCAGAGCCAGUGGCAGCUGUGCACGUCGGCGGCAGCGAGGCGCGUCUGGC